AGAAAGCAGAUUCGGCACGACUCGGCAGUAGACGAGCCAAUCUCCAUUAAGCAUGGGAAAUUUAGGCAAAUGCCGAUGGCUGCCGCCUAUAAAUGUAAUCGAAGCUUUGCAGAAUCUCUUCGCCAUCACCAUCUGCAUCUCAUUCUCAAUCUCCAUUGUCUUUGAUAUUUUUCUGAUCUAUAAUCAGUCUAGAAACUACCAAACCCUUCUCAUUUCCGAUCUAAGUAUUCAUGGCUGGGGGCGCCGAGAUCAAGGCACCGUCGCCUAACGUGAAUGGAAAGGCAGAGAUUUUGAAGGGUAACUUUGAACCUACCGCUAUGAAAGUGGAGCCGUUGCCUCCCGUUGUACCGGAGAAUGGCGUGGAGAAGCCGUCGGAGAAAAGCAGGAACAUUGUGUUGGGGAGGAACGUGCACUCCACGUGUCUGACCAUAACUGAGCCUGAAGUUAAUGAUGAAGUCACUGGUGACAAGGAAGCUCAGAUGGCUGGCGUCUUGGCUCGAUAUCGCAAAAACCUUAUGGAGCGGACAAAGUACCAUUUAGGUUAUCCUUAUAAUCUGGACUUCGAUUACGGUGCAUUAGCACAGUUGCAACAUUUCUCAAUCAACAAUCUUGGAGACCCAUUCAUUGAAAGCAACUAUGGAGUUCAUUCAAGGCAGUUUGAAGUUGGUGUGCUAGAUUGGUUUGCCCGUUUGUGGGAAAUAGAAAAGGAUGAAUACUGGGGUUACAUUACAAAUUGUGGUACAGAAGGCAAUCUUCAUGGAAUUUUAGUUGGGAGGGAAGUGUUUCCCGAUGGAGUUUUGUAUGCUUCACGAGAGUCUCAUUACUCUGUCUUUAAAGCUGCACGAAUGUAUCGUAUGGAGUGUGUGAAGGUUGACACUUUGGUCUCGGGUGAGAUUGAUUGCAGUGAUUUGAGACCGAAGUUGCUUGCUAAUAAAGACAAACCGGCUAUACUCAACGUUAACAUAGGAACAACUGUAAAAGGAGCAGUAGAUGAUCUUGAUGUUGUGAUACAAACCCUUGAAGAAUGUGGAUUUUCACAUGAUCGAUUCUACAUUCAUUGUGAUGGAGCUUUAUUUGGACUCAUGAUGCCUUUUGUCAAACGGGCACCGAAGGUUAGUUUCAAGAAGCCAAUUGGAAGUGUGAGUGUUUCUGGCCAUAAGUUUGUGGGUUGUCCAAUGCCUUGUGGUGUUCAGAUCACAAGGAUGGAACACAUCAAUGUGCUUUCAAGCAAUGUUGAAUACCUAGCAUCAAGGGAUGCUACGAUCAUGGGAAGUCGGAAUGGUCAUGCUCCUCUUUUCCUUUGGUAUACUCUCAAUAGAAAAGGUUAUAAAGGAUUUCAAAAAGAUGUUCAGAAAUGCCUCAGAAAUGCUCACUACUUGAAAGACCGACUGCACGAGGCUGGGAUUAGUGCUAUGCUAAAUGAACUCAGCAGUACGGUUGUGUUUGAGCGGCCCCGGGAUGAGGAGUUUGUUCGUAGGUGGCAACUUGCUUGUGAAGGGAAUAUAGCACAUGUGGUGGUGAUGCCUAAUGUGACAAUCGAAAAACUGGAUUUCUUCUUGAAUGAAUUAGUUGAAAAACGGUCGACUUGGUAUCAAGGGAAUGUUCAACCUCCUUGUAUUGCAGCAGAGAUAGGGAAAGCGAAUUGCGUUUGUGCUCUGCACAAGUGAAAAAAAAUAUCAGUCUAUGAUUCAGGAAUUCCUCUAUUUUCAUGCAGCUUGUCAUUUGGUUUUAAUGAAAUAUAGAUUAGAUUCAUAAGUUUUUCGUUUUACAUUCUCAUUGUUAUGGUAAAUAGUAGUGCCUAUCGACAUGUUCAUAUGUUGACUAUCUGUCUGCCUUGGUCAGGGGCUUUUGUGUGCGGCUUGUGACAUAUUCAUAUACCAACUUUAUUGAUUAACCUAUGUCUGGUCUUGUAAGGCAUAUGUACUGUAAUGCUCCUACCACACUUCGAUUAAGUAUUAUGCCGUCAUUUUUAUGCUGCA
Molecule: messenger RNA, 1979 nt
Organism: Gossypium raimondii (Peruvian cotton)
Lineage: Eukaryota; Viridiplantae; Streptophyta; Magnoliopsida; Malvales; Malvaceae
Product: serine decarboxylase
Exons: 5
Coding region: 231-1667 (478 amino acids)
Biological process (GO): carboxylic acid metabolic process
Molecular function (GO): pyridoxal phosphate binding; carboxy-lyase activity
Source: RefSeq, a predicted model, not a curated record